GAUUGCUUGACCAAUCCACCGGAGGUAUAGAGGCACCUUAAAUUUCAAUAUUAUAAAAACGGUGAAUUAAUUAUAUUUACUAAAUAUUUACUUGCAAAAUUUACAUAAGUAUCGAAAUAUAAUUUUUUGAAAAAUUUACAAUAGUUACAAAUAAUAAAUAUCGAGAUGUGUGAGGAAAAUUCAUACUUAACGAACAACACGUUGCCGAGUGGAAACCUAACCUUACAAACUUUAUAGUGUACAAAUGUAAUUUUCACGUGUUUCACUUGCUUUUCAUUUAAAUUUUAUAUUUCUUGUACAAAAUUUUAAAGAAAUCCCUUUAAAAUGAGUAAUUUUCUUUCUCCAAUGAAAUGCAUUUCUCCUAAUGCAAGGAUUUUAACAGCAAAACCACAAGUGGAACAAACUUUGAGUCUUAAACAUUCUCAAACAAAAGCAAAAAGUAGUAUAACAUGGUUUUUUGUCAACUCAACUCUACUUGCAAUUGUUGUCUUUGACAUAUUGUAUGGAGGAAUGGCGUAUAAACCAUUUUGUUGGAUAGAAUGGUUCUUGGCUUCGAUUUUUGCUUUAAAUGCCCUUUACCAUAUUUUUUCCUACACGGCCACCACUUUGAGUAUUCAACCAGUUGUUCUGAAUCCACCGCAAAGAAAAUUAUUAGGCGUUGCUGACGAUGAUCCAUUGUUUAAAACUGAAACUCUAAAAGUACAAAAAUCCUUGGAACCAAGUUCACCACUAAAUUUGUCCUGCAUGAAUUUAAGCAGGAACUCUAACAGUUUAGGAUCUCCGAUACUUAACGAGAGCAAAGACUAUUCGAGUGCGAAUCCUUUCUGUAAAUAUGGUAAUUCGCCAACGCCUAGGAAAUUAUUGAGUGCAAAUAGUUCUCUCAAUAAAUCACUCAAUACGUCGAUGAAUUCAAGUUUUGCCGGCGAGGACUUUAUACAAGAUCAGGUGGAAUUGCAAAAUUAUUUGAAAGAAGUUGUCAAUAGGGAGAGAAAAUCAACUCAUUCGACAAACGUCGAUCAACCGUCAAAUCUUUUGAGUUCAUUUUGGUCUCAUCCUGCAACACGAAGCCCCAGGGAAGUUUCGCCAAUGUUAAGAAGAUGUGCCUAUCAACUCGCACCCACAAUUGAUAAAUCAAAAUCAACAAGUCCUGGUGCAGAGGAGGGAAAUAUGACACGAUCGUUUGGUUCACCAGAUAUAUGGAGAAAAUAUAGAAUAGAUGCUAUUAAAGUAAAUCAAUGGACCGCAAAUCUUCGUGUGUGGAUCAGUAAAACGGUAGUGGAACGAGUUGCAAUCGAAAUUGACAACGUAUGCUCCGGUCUUGUUCGUCAAGGUCUCAGUGAUUCUCAACCAGGUCACAUUGGAUUAGAUAAACUCAGAAAAUUGGCGCAAUCAUCUCUUGCUUCCGCAAUUCCAACGCUUCCGACUUUGGUACCAUUUUUGGAACUCUGCAACAAUCAAGAUUAUUUAGUAAAUAGAAUCAAAAUUCUUGCUAAGGGAGGAUCAAUGAGCGAAUUUAAAUGGAAUGGUGGAGGUUCGUACAAUGGAAAAGAAUGGGACUCGAGUUUACCAACAGAUACAGCAAUUAUAAUGCAUCUGGUUUCAACCUAUAUGGACACACAAUUAGAAGCUCCUUUGGAUCAACCAGACGCUCGUUCAUUUACCUCGAGAUACACGGCAAAAAGUGGAAUUGAAUUGCCUCGAACAAAAGGACCGAUAAUCGUUUGUCAAUCUGUAAUUCCUCCAAAUUAUUGUCUAUCGCUUACUGGCGAUUCAUUAGCUGCUGAUUACGAAGAAAUUCCAAGGGGGAGGAAUAAUAUGUUUCACACUCUUUUACUCUUUCUCUAUAUUGUGAAGACCCAAGAUCAUGGAAUGUUAGGACGUGUUAACCUCGGAAUGUCUGGUGUAAACGUUCUUUGGGUCAUUGAUGAUUGAUACACUUAACAAUGACGUACAACGUAUGAGCGAGAAUUGAUAAUAUUCAUCGUUGUGAUAAUGUAAAUUACAUUGAAAUAAUUGAAUUUUUCAGGUACUAAAUAUUUUUUUAAAGAUUAGUUUCGUAAAGUAUAUUAAGUAUUUAUUUCUUUUUUUUAAUCUAUUUUUGCUACUGGAGAGAAUAAAGUAAACGAUUUACAUUA
Leptopilina heterotoma is the source of this 2135-nucleotide messenger RNA. RefSeq names its product transmembrane protein 209. Bases 325 to 1932 code for a protein of 535 amino acids. The record is from RefSeq and is a predicted model, not a curated record. Gene Ontology annotation, cellular component: membrane. NCBI's taxonomy places the organism in Eukaryota, Metazoa, Arthropoda, Insecta, Hymenoptera, Figitidae. The transcript has 8 exons.